Molecule: messenger RNA, 1425 nt
Organism: Pichia membranifaciens NRRL Y-2026
Lineage: Eukaryota; Fungi; Ascomycota; Pichiomycetes; Pichiales; Pichiaceae
Exons: 1
Biological process (GO): positive regulation of transcription by RNA polymerase II
Cellular component (GO): nucleus
Molecular function (GO): transcription cis-regulatory region binding; DNA-binding transcription factor activity
Source: RefSeq, a predicted model, not a curated record
AUUGAAGAGUAUGACUCAAACGAUAAGUAUCUCCCCAUGGACGAAUCACAAAUGCUCGAAAAUGUUUAUGUGUCUGACACGGAUCUCUUGCGUGUUUUCAAAUCGAAAAAGUUACACCCUUAUUUGAAACCAACCGUGCAUUUGUUAUUGAGCAAAAACAACUCUUUGAAAGUAAUUAACCCUUCUUCACCAAUUAUGAGACAAUUGGACAGUACAGGAAAGCUUUUUCUUGAGAACUAUGUCACCAAUUUGGCAAUGACGCAUUUGAAUAUUGGUAACGAUCAAUUUUUCCUCGAUUGUGCCAUAAGUCAAGCGUCGACUGAUCCAGCCAUAUUGUAUUGCUUGGUUGCAUGGGGAGGGAUGUUUUUGGUUGGGCGAGACAACGAAAUAGCUUCAAUGUAUUUUGAUAAGAGCCUGAAAUUUAUACAAAAAAGAAGGGAACAGAUGAAACUGGCCACAUUUGACAAUGAAAAGUAUCUUCAACUAAUGCUGUUCUAUGUGUUGCUCUCUUGUGCAGAAAUUUCAACCGGUGAUGUGGGAAGAUGGUACCAUAUGUUACUCCAAUGCAAAGAUAUUAUAAACCAGUACGGUGGCUUAAAGCAGUUUGUAAAAAAAAACAAGGACAACAAAGUUGCGAAAUGGAUAUUGAGCAACAUCUUUUAUCAUGACGUGCUAUCCACCAGAACGACUGAUUUAGGCACGGUUAUUUCCAUAGAUGAGUAUAAAGAUGUUUUCAAAACUCAGAAGUUUUUACAAAAUGGUGAUUAUGGCCUUGAUCCAUUUUACGGGUUAUCUCAAGAUCUAUACCUUUUGUUAGGAGAAGUUGCAAACAGCAAGAAAGCGCUAAAAAACUCGAAGUUCCCCUUCAGUUUCUUUCCCCUUGAUGGUUUAACAGCGGAACUUGACGAAAAUUAUUUCAAAAAAGUGGAAGAGUCGUGGUUUCAGGUUUAUGAUAAAACCAUUCAAGAUUGCAAGCCGUCGGUGGAUAUGCUUGCUACUGUUAUCAAAAAUGAUCCUAAAGGAAAACUAUUGGAGCACCACCUUACUUUUUUCGAACUGACUCAAACAUGCUUGAGAAUUUACAUACGAAUAACCUUCAAGGAAAUAGAAUUUGACAACGAAGAGAUUCAAUCAUUAUGGAAGGUUGGAAUUCGACUUUUCAACAUACUGAUCGGUACGAAGUUACAAUCUCUAUUGGGUUUAUCGCUUUUGAUGCUCGGAGUAAUCUCUAUUACUGAGGAACAACGAGAGCUAAUGAAAAAUAGCUACGACACCUUUUUAAGAAACUAUCAAAUUCUCAACGUACGAGUAUGCUGGGAAAUUAUCCGACAGGUGUGGAAGAAGUAUGAUGACCAGGUGGCUAACAGACAAAAACGGUUUGUUGAUUGGUCGGAGACUGUGAGCUUAAUGGGCUGGAAUUGCUGC